Messenger RNA from Megalobrama amblycephala (Wuchang bream), 1367 nucleotides. It is a transcript of the gene unc119c, whose product is annotated as unc-119 lipid binding chaperone B homolog 2. Gene Ontology annotation, biological process: mitotic cytokinesis; nervous system development; lipoprotein transport. The record is from RefSeq and is a predicted model, not a curated record. Gene Ontology annotation, molecular function: lipid binding. The coding region runs from base 357 to 1151 and encodes 264 amino acids. NCBI's taxonomy places the organism in Eukaryota, Metazoa, Chordata, Actinopteri, Cypriniformes, Xenocyprididae. Gene Ontology annotation, cellular component: intercellular bridge; centrosome; spindle pole. The transcript is spliced from 5 exons.
AUUUUUGGGUGAACUAACCCUUUAAUUCAUUUCAAUCCUGCUAAUCUCUUUCUCCAUUUCUGCUCACUACCCUCCAUGUCUUAAUAAUACUACAUAUCUACAUUCAAUCCUAUCUGUUCAUCUCAUAUUCCUUUUUGUCCUUUCGUUGAUGUCAUAGUUGCUGUGUCCGUGUUUAAUUGAGGAUUGGCUUGGAUUAGCUGUUUGAGAUAGCCUUAAUCUGUUUGAGUCACUGAGACAGUUUAUGAGAGAAGAGCUGAGUGUAAUCACAGAGAGUGCAGGACAACAGAUGGACCUGUGUUAGUUAACCUGACAGAAACACUAGAGGAAAACGACAUUUAUUAGUCAAAGAUUUGUAGAUGGACAGCGAGGUUGUCAAAGAACUACAGAGUGAGGAAGAAAUGGAGCAGGAACUGUCCUCUGAGAGAGACGAGGACAGCGAACAAGAGGAAGAUGAAUCUGAAGAGGAUGAGGAGGACAUGGCUGAAAUGCAGGGAAGAGUGGAUCUGAGGGAUAUGGAGGACUGGAAUGGGUUCAUUUCAGGAGGAGCACUUGGAGCUGAAGAUGAAGUGCUGCUGGACUGGAAGCCAGGUGAACCUGUGACUACUCAGUAUGUCCUCAGGCUACCAGGAUACACAGACGAUUACCUGUGCUCCCCAGAAGACAAUGUCUACAAUAUUAGCUUCUCACGCUUCAAAAUAAGAGACCUGGAAAGUGGAUCAGUCAUUCUGGAUCUAAAGCGAGUCUGUCCAACAGAAAUAAAGGAUGUCAUAGAGCUGGAUGCAGGCCGUUUCAUUCAGUAUCAUUUCAGUCCAGCUUUUCUAAAUCUCAGGGAGAUUGGAGCCACACUUGAGUUUACAGUGGGCGGUAAGGCAGUGAACAAGUUUCGGCUGAUUGAGAGGCAUUACUUCAGGGAUCUACUACUGAAGACAUUUGACUUUGAGAUCGGUUUCUGUAUCCCACACAGCAGAAACACCUGUGAACACAUCUACUGCUUACCAGACCUGGAUCCACACACCAUUGAGGAGAUGAUCAGCCACCCGUAUGAGACGCGGUCAGACAGCUUCUACUUCGCCAAUAACAUGCUGAUCAUGCACCAUAAGGCAGAGUACUCCUUCAACCAGGGGCUGGAGCUCAUUGAGAACCACAGCUAAACACUUCACAAUAAGGCAAUGUGAAUCGCAGUAUGGCUGCAGAAGACUGGUAAUAUAAUAUACAGAUUAGCGCUGUAUAUUUGGUUUCAUAAACCAUAAACUAUAUGAAAUAAAUAGGCAAAGGCAUGCCUUUGUUACUUUAUUGACGUUUGUGCUGGAGAGAUGUUUUGUUGCUUGCGCAGUAAUAAAAAAAAACCUUUAUGAGAAAACAUGCUG